Coregonus sp. 'balchen' is the source of this 26701-nucleotide messenger RNA. The record is from the annotation of a GenBank genome assembly. Lineage: Eukaryota; Metazoa; Chordata; Actinopteri; Salmoniformes; Salmonidae.
AUGGUGUGUUUUGCUCUGACUGGGCUGGAUAUCUGCUUUGAUGAACACCAGGUUGUUAUCCUCAAGACAGUGAAUAAGCACCCGUCCAACUUUGCCGCUGUGGAGGUAUUGAAAUGCUUCUGUGCUUUGUUGCUCCUCAUCUGACCCAGCCACACAGAGACAAGACAACAUAAUUGAAGAUGUCUUCGUAGGUGAUAUGUGGCAAUUUUUUUAUGUCGUCCAAGGCUGAAAAACGGCAAUAGAACGUUGGCUAAGCUGGAACACUAGCGCGAGCCCAUAGCAAAUGAAUUGAAUCGAACGUUCGCAGAGCCUAUUUUGACUGGAAUUAUGCUUAGAAUUCAAUUUCGCCUAAAUGGUACAAAAAAAUGUAUCCCUUUUCAUAUCACCACUACAAUCUGUUUUUAGGACGAAACUGAAAAAAAACCUACUUGUGUAGAAAGUAAACAUCCGCACCUCGAACUGUGUUUAUGUCUGAGUAAUGAGAAGUAGGGAAAAAAUGAAAACUUCUGACUAUUUCUGGUCUAGUGAUCGAUGACAACCAAGCUCGCUGCCCAGACUUACAUAAUUACAAAGAGGAGAUUCUCCUGAUUAAAAUGGUGUCCGACUUGAAAAAAUCUAAAUAUACACAUUGAGAGAUAUUUGGCCAAAUAGACCAGCAUGCUUCUCCAUAGGAAAACAAUGGGCGGAGCUCAGGGUUGCAAGGGCAGAAAGUAUUUUGGGGCUAGCAUUUGAUGACAACCGAGCUCGCUGACCAGACUUACAUCAUUACAAAGAGGAGAUUCUCAUGAUUAAAAUGGUGCUCAACUUGAAAAAAUCUAAAUAUACACAUUGUGAGAUAUUUAGCAAAAUAGACAGACAUACCUAUAUUUCCCCUAUAGAAAACAAUGGGACGACCUCAGAGUUCCAUGAGUAAUGUUUUGUUGUUGACGUUUUAACUACCAGCGUGGGCAGGUCUCAUUGCCAACAAUAGCGAAGCAGACAUUGUGACGUAGAACAGUGGUCUGGGAAUAGAACGUUAUGAAGGUGAGUUGGUGCCACAGUGCUCAAUAGAACUAAUAGGAGCUGGCAGGGUGAAAAAUGCCCUAAAAUAAUACUUUUUUCGUGAUUACUUCAAAACUACGACAAGCAGCUGGGACAUAUGGUAAUAUUAUGAAACUGGGCUCCACGGCGGAUGCAAUGAACUCGUUUUUAUCAGGAAAAAAGCGUUGUUAAAAAUGUCAUGUGUCCAGAUCAGAGUGAGCCGCCAGCAAUCCAGAGCGGAGACUCGUUGCUAAGCAACUCACAGACGCAGUCUGCAGUGGAGCAGUGGGAGAGAGAGUAGCAGCACGAAACCGCUAACAACAACACGCCUUAAUCACACCGACAGUGCUUAUGCAAAAUGUUACGCAGCGUCAUCUGGAUAUGCGUGCAACAAAAGUUCAACAUUCACCUUCUGCUACCAUUUCUGUCAAGCCGGGACGCAUACAGUUUGAUGCAUACAUUCGAUAAAUCCAAGGUAUGCACCACACCAGAACGCACUGCAACUGCCUCUGCAACGCAAUGCUGCAAGGCUUACGCAGCAAUAUACUUCUGGUGCACCAAAAUGCAAUGAACCUGUCUGUGUGAUCGAGGCGUAAGCUAGAAACCAACAACGUUUCACAGCAUUUCGAUCCUGGUCUACUGGUUUUCAUAUCAACUUUCUUUCGUUGUCCAGAAGCCAAAGGCACAGUCCUAGUCAUAUUAACAACCCAUCCUAGUUGUUGCAUAUUUAAGUAUUCCCUCUUUCUAAAGGAGAUGUUCAUCUCUGUCACAUGAAACGGCUCGCAUAUCAGGUGUGUCUUCUAGAACAGCUUUUUUCCCCACAAAUUGCAAUUUGGCAAAUGUUUGAAAAUUACAUUCUCUGCUUCAUUACAGUAGUUGCAUGUUCAACAAUAUGAGAGGCUAGGCUUGCUAUUGUCGCAUGUUCUUUAAGCUCUUAAUGAAAAAAUGUCAGUUCCUUCCAUGCAUAGUAUUUUCUGUUGGUCACUUAAUUUUACUGUUUUGAACAAAUGUAACCAUUUGUUAACCAGUUAAUGGGGGCUGGUUAGUCGGCAACAAAAUGUACCUACAUUUGCAUCCCUAAUCGGGUCCAUUAAUUUUUUUCUACAUCUUAAGCUAACUAGAGGUAGGCCUAUGCUUUUGGCCAUUUUCUUUAGCAAAAGCCACAAUACCCUCACAUGCCACAAUACCCUCAAUUAGAAACCUGGAUUUAAUUUAACACACCAAGCCCUUUACUGACACAGAUAUUUAAGCAGUGCAUGGUGACUGAAAGAAUUGGCUGGCAAAAUCUAUGGAUAGUAGACUAUGAUUUUGUCUGUCAAACAGGUAGGCCUACCUCUUAUUUCUUGAAUAGGAAGAAAUAGGCUCCAACACAAAAUCCUAUUAUUGUAAGUAGCUUCAAGUCAAAUUAAAAUGAAGAAUGUUUAAAUGAAUUAGGCCUUCUCGAAUUAGCCUACUUUCAGCACCCAUGCGCUGUCCAUCUCCGCGGCUGCGCUUCAUAGUAAUGUAAGUUAUGUAAAUUACUCGAAUAUGGUUUAUUGUGAGGUCAAUAACUCUGAUAAAAAGCUACAUUAUGGGCAAAGAAAUGUGUUUUUUAAAUUAAAAUAAAUGAUAGCAGUAGCAAGCUUACCUCCGGUCCUCCUUCUCAUCUUGGCGCUCUACCUCUCAAACUGAACGGUACAUCAGUAUAGCCUAUGGAUCAUUUGACUGAGACCACUCUAGGCGCACUUGAUAUUGCGAGGCCAGCAGAAAAUCAGGGAUGGGGGCAGCAUCGGCCACACAUCGAGAUAUAAUAAGCAACUCAUUCUCAAACCCUGAGCAAUAUGACAUUUAAAUCGAUGAUAAAUUAAAUGACCCUACCCUGGACUACAUUUUUUUUAAAUACUAAACUCUCUCCCUUACUAAAAUUGAAAAAGCAUGACCCUCCCCCUUUUUCCUCUGGGUAAUUGUGUAAUUUUCAACCACUCCCUAACAUGAUGCAGCCAACACUAUGCUUGAAAAUAUGCAGAGUGGUACUGAGUAAUGUGUUGUAUUGGAUUUACCCCAAACAUAACACUUUGUAUUCAGGACAAAAAGUUAAUUGCUUUGUCACAUUUUUUGCAGUAUUACUUUAAUUCCUUGUUGCAAACAGGAUGCAUGUUUUGGAAUAUUUGUAUUCUGUACAUGCUUCCUUCUUUUUGCGUUCAAUUAGGUUAGUAUUGUGGAGUAACUACAAUGUUGUUGAUCCAUCCUCAGUGUUCUCCUAUCACAGCCAUUAAACUCUUAUCUGUUUUAAAGUCACCAUUGGCCUCAUGGUGAAAUCCCUGAACGGUUUCCUUCCUCUCUGGCAACUGAGUUAGGAAGGACGCCUGUAUCUUUGUAGUGACUGGGUGUAUUGAUACACCAUCCAAUGUGUAAUUAUUAACUUCACCAUGCUCAAAGGUAUCUUCAAUGUCUGCUUUAUUUUAUUUUUACCCAUCUACCAAUAGGUGCCCUUCUUUGCGAGGCAUUGGAAAACCUCCCUGGUCUUUGUGGUUGAAUCUGUGUUUGAAAUUCACUGUUCGACUGAGGGACAUACAGAUAAUCGUAUGUGUGGGGUACAGAGAUGAGGUAGUCAUUAAAAAAACAUGUUAAACACUAUUAUUGCACACAGAGUGAGUCCAUGCAACUUAUUAUGUGACUUGUUAAGCACAUUUUUACUCCUGAACGUAUUUAGGUUUGCCAUAACAAAGGAGUUGAAUACUUAUUGACUCAAGAUACAUUUUUAAUACUUUUUGUAAAAUAUUGAAAAACAUAAUUCCACUUUGACAUUAUGGGGUAUUGUGUGUAGGCCAGUGACCAAAAAUCUCAAUUUAUACAUUUAAAAUUCAGGCUGUAACACAACAUAAAUGUGGAAAAAGUCAAGGGGUGUAAAUACUUUCUAAAAGGCACUGUAUAUGUGCACACACACACGUGCGCGUGCCACACUAACGUGCCACAUGAACAUGCGUAGAGAACAAAAAUGUGCAGGUCAGGUGUGAAACUGCCCCAGACCAUUGGAACAGCCGGGUAUAGUUUUAACUGAAUGUGUUUGUGCGGUUCCUCAGAAAUUGUGCUUCGGGAAUCCUCUGGCCCCCCAAGCUCUGGAGGACGUGAAGACGGUUGUAUGGAAGAACACGAGCGACGGGGUUCAGGAUAACGGCAUUACGCUGAACGGUGAGGGAUGAACCUACAGUGAGAUGGCUCAGCCUUUCAUGAUAUAGGACUUGGGGAAUGUUGGGUUUAGCCUUUGGUAAAAUUGUGGAAUUCAAUGUUGCUAGUGUCAAUAGUUUAAGUAUUCAGCCUAUGCAAUAACAGCUUUAACAGACAUGAUUCUAAUUGUAUCCUCUUCCACCAGGCUUCCUGUUCCUCAACACACUAUUCAUCCAAAGGGGGCGGCACGAGACCACAUGGACCAUCCUGAGGAAGUUUGGUUACGACGACUCGCUGGAGCUGAUGGAUGACUACCUAUACCCACAGUAUGUGUUCUGGCUCCACUACUGUAUGUUUCUGACCCACUCACAGACAUAUAGGAGAGAAAGUUGGUUACCUCCCCCAACGAUGUAAUGUGAUAUCGGAGAUGAUACUGCACAAGUAUUGUCACAGGUUUUUGGUGAGUCAGUGUUGUCCAGAAAACAUCAUGUCGUUACAUAUUUACAUAAGUAUUCAGACCUUUUGCUAUGAGACUCGAAAUUGAGCUCAGGUGCAUCCUGUUUCCAUUGAUCAUCCUUGAGAUGUUUCUAUAACUUGAUUGGAGUCCACCUGUGGUAAAUUCAAUUGAUUGGACAUGAUUUGGAAAGGCACACACCUUUCUAUAUAAGGUCCCACAGUUGACAGUGCAUGUCAGAGCAAAAACCAAGCCAUGAGGUCGAAGGAAUUGUCCGUAGAGCUCCGAGACAGGAUUGUGUCGAGGCACAGAUCUGGGGAAGGGUACCAAAACAUUUCUGCAGCAUUGAAGGUCCCCAAGAACACAGUGGCCUCCAUCAUUCUUAAAUGGAAGAAGUUUGGAACCACCAAGAUUCUUCCUACAGUUGCCCACCUGAGCAAUCGGGGGGAGAAGGGCCUUGGUCUGGGAGGUGACCAAGAACCCGAUGGUCACUCUGACACAGCUCUAGAGUUCUUCUGUGGAGAUGGGAGAACCUUCCAGAAGGACAACCAUCUCUGUAGCACUCCACCAAUCAGGCCUUUAUGGUAGAGUUGCCAGACGGAAGCCACUUCUCAGUAAAAGGCACAUGACAGCCCGCAUGGAGUUUGCCAAAAGGCACCUAAAGACUCUCAGACCAUGAGAAACAAGAUUCUCUGGUCUGAUGAAACCAAGAUUGAACUCUUUGGCCUGAAUGCCAAGCGUCACAUCUGGAGGAAACCUUGGCACCAUCCCUACGGUGAAGCAUGGUAGUGGCAGCAUCAUGCUGUGGGGAUGUCUUUCAGCGGCAGGGACUGGGAGACUAGUCAGGAUCGAGGGAACGAUGAAUAGAGCAAAGUACAGAGAGAUCCUUGAUGAAAACCUGCUCCAGAGCGCUCAGGACCUCAGACUGGGGCGAAGGUUCACCUUCCAACAGAACAACGACCCUAAGCACACAGCCAAGCCAACACAGGAGUGGCUUCGGGACAAGUCUCUGAAUGUCCUUGAGUGGCCCAGCCAGAGUCCGGACUUGAACCCGAUCGAACAUCUCUGGAGAGACCUGAAAAUAGCUGUUCAGCGACGCUCCCCAUCCAACCUGACAGAGCUUGAGAGGAUCUGCAGAGAAGAAUGGGAGAAACUCCCCAAAUACACCUGUUCCAAGCUUGUAGCGUCAUACCCAAGAAGAAUCGAUGCUGUAAUCGCUGCCAAAGGUGCUUCAAAAAAGUACUAAGUAAAGGGUCUGAAUACUUAUGUAAAUGUAAUAUUUAAGUUUAGUAUUUUUAAUAAAUUAGCAAACAUUUCUAAACCUAUUUUUGCUUUGUCAUUAUGGGGUAUUGUGUGUAGAUUGAUACAAUAAAAAAAGUAAAUACAUUUUUUUUUUGUUGAAUAAAGCUGUAAAAAAGUCAAGGGGUCUGAAUACUUUCUGAAGGAACUGUAUAUGGCUGUGUUCUAUGUGUUGACAGGCUACGGGUGCCCGUGGGCUGCACUACCGAGCUCAAUCAUCUGGGUCACCAGUUUCUCCAGAGGCUGUUUGACAAGUAUGACGAGGUGAGUGACCACCUCAGUGGCCAUCAGGAAGUCCAUUUAUAUCCAUCUGUCUGUUUGUCAACAAAGCAUUAAGCUGGUUAUAUUUAAGUGUAAAGAGAAUACAUCUCCCCAGUUUAUUUUAAUCCAUUACAGUCUAAAUAUUUAGGACAAACUUAUUUUUUGCCACCCAUUCUGAAACUGACUGCAGCUCUUUAAGUGUUGCAGUAAUUUCACUCGCUGUAGUAGCUGACGUGUAAUGUGUUGUCAUCCGCAUACAUAGACACUCUGGCUUUACUCAAAGCCAGUGGCAUGUCAUUAGUAAAGAUUGAAAAAAGUAAGCUGCCCUGGGGAAUUCCUGAUUCUAUCUGGAUUAUGUUGGAGAGGCUUCCAUUAAAGAACACCCUCUGUGUUCUGUUAGACAGGUAACUCUUCAUACACAAUAUAGCAGGGGGUGUAAAGCCAUAACACAUAUGUUUUUCCAGCAGCAGACUAUGAUCGAUAAUGUCAAAAGCCGCACUGAAGUCUAACAAAACAGCUCCCACAAUCUUUUUAUCAUCCAUUUCUCUCAGCCAAUCAUCAGUCAUUAGUGUAAGUGCCGUGCUUGUUGAAUAUCCUUCCCUAUAAGUGUGCUGAAAGUCUGUUGUCAAUUUGUUUACUAUAAAAUUACAUUGUAUCUGGUCAAUCAAAUUCUUUCCAAAAGUUUACUAAGGCUUGGUAACAGGCUGAUUGAUCAGCUAUUUGAGCCAGUAAAGGGGGCUUUACUAUUCUUGGGUAGCGGAAAGACUUUUGCUUCCCUCCAGGCCUGAGGGCACACACUUUCUUGUAGGCUUAGAUUGAAUAUAUGGCAAAUAGGAGUGGCAAUAUUGUCCGCUAUUAUCCUCAGUAAUUUUCCAUCCAAGUUGUCAGACCCAGGUGGCUUGUCAUUGUUGAUAGACAACAAUAAUUUAUUCACCUCUUCCACACUCACUUUUCGGAAUUCAAAAUUACAAUGCUUGUCUUUCAUAAUUUGGUCAGUUAUACUUGGAUGUGUAGCGUUGGCGUUUGUUGCUGGCAUGUCAUGCCUAAAUUUGCUAAUCUUGUCGAUGAAAAAAUCAUUAAAGUAGUUGGCAAUAUCAGUGGGUUUUGUGAUGAAUGAGCCAUCUGAUUCAAUGUAUGAUGGAGCGGAGUUUGCGUUUUUGCCCAAAAUGUCAUGUAAGAUGCUCCAAAGCUUCUUACUGUCAUUCUUUAAAUCAUUUAUCUUUGUUUCAUAGUGUAGUUUCUUCUUUUUAUUCAGUUCAGUCACAUGAUUUCUCAAUUUGCAGUACGUUUGCCAAUCGGUUGUGCAGCCAGACUUAUUAGCCAUUCAUUUUGCUUAAUCCCUCUCAACCAUAAACAUUUUAAAUUCCACAUCAAUCCACAGGGAUUUACAGUUUUUACAGUCAUUUUCUUAAUGGGUGUAUGCUUAUUAGUAACUGGAAUAAGCAAUUUCAUAAAUGUGUCAAGUGCAGCGUCUGGUUGCUCCUCAUUACACACCACAGACCAGCAAAUAUUAUUUACAUCGUCAACAUAGGAAUCACUAAAAAAUUGCUUGUAUGACCUCUUAUACACUAUAUUAGUCCUAGAUAUGGCUACUAUAUUGUGAUCACUACAUACGAUGGAUUUGGAUACUGCUUUAAAGCAGAUUUCUGCAGCAUUUGUAAAGAUGUGAUCAAUAGAUGUUGAUGAUUUCAUUCCUUUGCUGUUUGUAAAUACCCUGGUAGGUUGACUGAUAACCUGAACCACUGGUUACAGUUUGAAGCUUUUUCUUGAGUGGGCAGCUUGAUGAAAGCCAGUCAAUAUUAAGGUCACCCAGAAAAUAUACCUCUGUUGAUGUCACAUACCUUAUCAAGCACUUCAGACGUAUUAUCCAGAUACUGACUGUUAGCACUUGGGGGUCUAUAGCAGCUUCCCACAAGAAUGGGCUUUAGGGAAGGCAGGUGAACCUGUAGACAUAUUACUUCAACAGUAUUUAACAUGAGAUCCUCUCUAAUCUUUACAGGAAUGUGGCUCUGAAUAUAGACCGCAACACAGACCCCAUUGGCUUUUCUGUAGAUGUUAUAACCAUGUAUUGCUACCACUGUAUCAUCAAAGGUAUUAUCAAAUCAAAUCAAAUGUUAUUUGCCACAUGCACCUAAAACACCUUACAGUGAAAUGCUUACUUACAAGCCCUUAACCAACAACGCAGUUUUAAGAAAAAUAAGUGUUAUGGCUUUUUCUUAUCUAUUUUACAUAUCUCAGACUGGCCAAUAAAAAGAAAAGAUUAAGAUGGACAGUCUGAGAUAUGGCUUUUUCUUUGCAACUAUGCCUAGAAGGUCAGCAUCCCAGAGUCGCCUCUACACUGUUGACGUUGAGACUGGUGUUUUGCGGGUACUAUUUAAUGAAGCUGCCAGUUGAGGACCUGUGAGGCGCCUGUUUCUCAAACUAGACACUAAUGUAUUUGUGCACCGGGGCCUCCCACUCCUCUUUUUAUUCUGGUUAGAGCCAGUUUGCGCUGUUCUGUGAAGGGAGUAGUACACAGCGUUGUACGAGAUCUUCAGUUUCUUGGCAAUUUCUCGCAUAGAAUAGCCUUUUUUUCUCAGAACAAGAAUAGACUGACAGUUUCAGAAGAAAGUGAUAUGUUUCUGGACAUUUUGAUCCUGUAAUCGAACCCACAAUUGCUGAUGCUCCAGAUACUCAACUAGUCUCAAGAAGGCCAGUUUUAUUGCUUCUUUAAUCAGCACAAAAGUUUUCAGCUGUGCUAACAUAAUUGCAAAAGGGUUUUCUAAUGAUCAAUUAGCCUUUUAAAAUGAUAAACUUGGAUUAGCAAAUACAACGUGCCAUUGGAACACAGGACUGAUGGUUGCUGAUAAUGGGCCUCUGUACGCCUAUGUAGAUAUUCCAUUAAAAAUCAGCCGUUUCCAGCUACAAUAGCCAUUUACAACAUUAACAAUGUCUACACUGUAUUUCUGAUCAAUUUGAUGUUAUUUUAAAUGGACAAAAAAAUUGUUUUUCUUUCGAAAACAAAGACAUUUCUAAGUGACCCCAAACUUUUGAACGGUAGUGUACAUGUGGGUAGAGUUAAAGUGACUAUGCAUAGAUAUUAAACAGAGUAGCAGCAGCGUAAAAGAGGGGAUGGGGUGGGGUGGGGGGGGGACAAUGCAAAUAGUCUGGGUAGCCAUGAUUAGCUGUUCAGGAGUCUUAUGGCUUGGGGGUAGAAGCUGUUAAGAAGCCUUUUGGACCUAGACAUAGCACUCCGGUACCGCUUGCCGUGCGGUAGUGGAGAGAACAGUCUAUGACUAGGGUGGCUGGAGUUUUUGAAAAUUUUUAGGGCCUUCCUCUGACACCGACUGGUAUAGAUGUCCUGGAUGGCAGGAAGCUUGGCCCCAGUGAUGUAGUGCCUUGCGGUCGGAGGCCGAGCAGUUGCCAUACCAGGCAGUGAUGCAACCAGUCAGGAUGUUGUCGAUGGUACUGCUGUAUAACUUUUUGAGGAUCUGAGGACCCAUGCCAAAUCUUUUCAGUCUCCUGAGGGGGAAUAGGCUUUGUCGUGCCCUCUUCACGACUGUCUUGGCUUGGUGUUUGGACCAUGAUAGUUUGUUGGUGAUGUGGACACCAAGGAACUUGAAGCUCUCAACCUGUUCCACUACAGCCCCGUCGAUGAGAAUGGGGGCAUGCUCAGUCCUCUUUUUUUUCCCCCUGUAGUCCACAAUCAUCUCCUUUGUCUUGAUCACAUUGAGGGAAAGGUUGUUAUCCUGGCACCACACGACCAGGUCUCUGACCUCCUCCCUAUAGGCUGUCUCAUUGUUGUCGGUGAUCAGGCCUACCACUGUUGUGUCGUCGGCAAACUUAAUGAUGGUGUUGGAGUCGUGCCUGGCCAUGCAGUCAUGGGUGAACAGGAAGUACAGGAGGGGACUGAGCACACACCCCUGAGGGGCCCCCGUGUUGAGGAUCAACGUGGCACAUGUGUUGUUACCUACCCUUACCACCUGGGGGCAGCCCGUCAGGAAGUCCAGGAUCCAGUUGCAGAGGGAGGUAUUUAGUCCCAGGGUCCUUAGCUUAGUGAUGAGCUUUGAGGGCACUAUGGUGUUGAACGCUGAGCUGUUGUCAAUGAAUAGCAUUCUGAUGUAGGUGUUCCUCUUGUCCAGGUGGGAAAGGGCAGUGUGGAGUGCAAUAGAGAUUGCAUCAUCUGUGGAUCUGUUGGGGCGGUAUGCAAAUUGAAGUAGGUCUAGGGUUUCUGGAAUAAUGGUGUUGAUGUGAGCCAUGACCAGCCUUUCAAAGCACUUCAUGGCUACAGACGUGAGUGCUAUGGGUCGGUAGUCAUUUAGGCAGGUUAUCUUAGUGUUCUUUGGCACGGGGACUAUGGUGGUCUGCUUGAAACAUCUUGGUAUUACAGACUCAGUCAGGGACAUGUUGAAAAUGUCAGUGAAGACACUUGCCAGUUGGUCAGCGCAUGCUCGGAGUACGCGUCCUGGUAAUCCGUCUGGCCGAGCGGCCUUGUGAAUGUUGACCUGCUUAAAAGUCUUACUCACGUCGGCUACGGAGAGCGUGAUCACAUAGUCAUCCUGAACAGCUGAUGCUCUCAUGCAUGCUUCAGUGUUGCUUGCCUUGAAGCGAGCAUAGAAGUGAUUUAGCUCGUCUGGUAGGCUCGUAUCACUGGGCAGCUCGUGGCUGUGCUUCCCUUUGUUGUCUGUAAUAGUUUGCAAUCCCUGCCACAUCCGACGAGCGUCGGAGCCGGUGUAGUAUGAUUCAAUCUUAGUCCUGUAUUGACUCUUUGCCUGUUUGAUGGUUCGUCUGAGGGCAUAGCAGGAUUUCCGGGUUAGAGUGUCCGGGUUAGAGUCCCGCUCCUUGAAAGCGGCAGCUCUACCCUUUAGCUCAGUGCGGAUGUUGCCUAUAAUCCAUGGCUUCUGGUUGGGGUAUGUACGUACGGUCACUGUGGGGACGACGUCAUCGAUGCACUUAUUGAUGAAGCCAGUGACUGAUGUGGUGUGCUCCUCAAUGCCAUCGGAAAAAUCCCAGAACAUAUUCCAGUCUUUGCUAGCAAAACAGUCCUGUAGCUUAGCAUCUGCGUCGUCUGACCACUUCCUUAUUAACCGAGUCACUGGUGCUUCCUGCUUUAGUUUUUGCUUAUAAUCAGGAAUCAGGAGGAUAUAAUUAUGGUCAGAUUUGCCAAAUGGAGGGUGAGGGAGAGCAUUGUACGUGUCUCUGUGUGUGGAGUAAAGGUGGUCUAGAGUUUCUUUUUCCUCUGGUUUCACAUUUAACAUGCUGGUAGAAAUGAGGUAGAACGGAUGUAAGUUUCCCUGCAUUAAAGUCCCCGGCCACUAGGAGCACUGCCUCUGGAUGAGCGUUUUCCUGUCUCGAGGUUUGCUCUACCUCAGGCGAGCAAACCUCGAGACUUCCUUAAUAUUAGAUUUUGUGCACCAGCUGUUGUUUACAAAUAUACACAGACCGCCACCCCUUGUCUUACUGGAGUCAGCCGUUCUAUCCUGCCGAUGUAGCGUAUAUCCCACCAGCUAUGUUAUCCAUGUCGUCGUUCAGCCAUGACUCUGUGAAACAUAAGAUUUGUAAUUUAUAAGAUAUUACAGUUUUGAAUGUCCUGUUGGUAGGAUAUCCGUGAUCGUAGGUCGUCCAUUUUGUUUUCCAAUGAUUGUACGUUGGCUAAUAGGACUGACGUCCACGAUAUCGCCGUCUCUUUCUCAUGCGAAUGACGGGGAUUUGGGCCUUGUCGGGUGUCUGUUGAAAAUCCUUCACGUCCAACUCGUUGAAUAAAAAUCUUUGUCCAAUACGAGGUGAGUAAUCACUGUCCUGAUAUCCAGAAGCUCCUUUUGGUCGUAAGAGACGGUGGCAGAAACAGUAUGUACAGAAUAAAUUACAAAUAACGCGAAAAAACAUACAUAAUAGCACAAUUGGUUAGGGGGCCGUAAAUGGCAGCCAUCUCCUCCGGCGCCAUUCUUUAUCUAAGUAAGCUUCAGAGAUAGUCAGAAUAUGAAUGUCAUCAUUUACUAGCAAGUUAUUGAUUUCAUGAACCUAGUUUCUUAAGCUACAUAUGUUAAUGUGGGCUAUUUUUUUUUCUGGGAUGCUUGAUUGUUUUUAUUGCUUUACUGGGAAGCUUAUCAGAAGUAUUUAUGUUUGAGCUGAUAGUGCAGGAUGAGCUGCACACAGUGGACUUCCUACUAGGGCACACCGCCUCAGUGCUAACAAUAUAACUCUGCUUCAUAGGCACAAGAUUACUGUAUACAAUAGCUGUAGGAUCGAUAGAGGCAUUCAGGGUAGGUAGGGGGACAUAAAUUAGGUUACUUACAUUGUGACUGCGAACUCUCCUUGAAUAAUGUACAUUUGCUGCAGCAUUACAACAACUCAGCGACACAAUGGUAGGGAUUAUCUGAGCUGGGCUUGGGUCAUUGAUAAGUAAUUGUCUCAACGCAGCCUUGAAAUGCGUGGACAGAGUCCAGGAGCCAAGAUGAUUUGGAUGAAUGCCAUCAUUUCUGUAGAGCAUCUUCUGUUUCCAGAAGGUGUCAAAGUUAUCUAUAAAAGUUAUUCCAGCAGAGCUACAGUAAUCUUUUAGCCAGGUGUGUAAUGCCAGUAGCAUGCUGAAUCUUUCACACCGGCGGCCCAACGAUGGUACCGGACCUGAAAUAAUUGGCUGCUUUUUCAAAUCUUUCAGAGCUAGAAUCAGUUCUUUAAAAUCCAUUUUCAGCAGUUCCAAGCUAGCCCUCCUAAUGUCGUUUGACCCCACAUGGACUACGACAGCGUCGGCUCUCUGAAGCUUUCGUAGAAUGGUCAGAAGCAGCCUUGUAAUGUAGGCGGGCCUGGAUUCCCCAGUAGCUCGUGUAAGUUCGCUACUUGUUUUCUAAGAGUAGCCACUGUGCCCCUGUAGUCCGUUGCUACAUUGAAAGUCCGGGCGGUCCACAUUCUCCCGGAAUAAAGCUGUGUAAUUCUCUCUUGGACAAGUUGAGAAUUCCCUGUCAAGAAGAGAGACACGGAAGCCCAGCUAGCCUGAAGCCUCAAAUUAAAUAAACAAAGCUCCUGCACCGUUGAAAACGUUUGUUAGCGUCCUCCAUUUGAGGUUUCAGGCUAGCUAGGCUAGCAAACUGGUCCCGGGGGACCUUCAGACGAGUCUUGUGAGGCCUGUGGGCGUCCUAGAGCAAAACAACCGACAUAUAGGCGUUUGUGAGAGUCUCACCUUUUUAGCCCACAGUGUAACCAGUGUAGGUAAACUGUUUGGACACUACAGAUCGGCUGUACCGACUUCAGACGAGUCCCAAGACGCUUGUGGGUCGUAGAGCAAAACGGGGAACACCAUUGUUGUUUGUGAGAGUCUCAUCUUUCCAUAGAGUCUGUAGGCCAAAACGUUCUGACGUUUUGGACGAUUUUGUGAGAAGAACGAUUUUCAGGAUGUCUCAUGGUCUGACAAACACCGCUCUAGCUCUGUCACCUUUCACUGCAGAUGCGGAAGUGCGACAUGAGCAGAUGCCGUGGAUUGAGACGCGUACAAUGCAAAAACAAAUCUCUCUAGCUUAAACUGCCGGAUGUGUAUCAUGCUAAUUAGAUUUCCACUAGGGUGCGGGCAAACUUUAGGGGGUUAAUUAAGCAUUAAAACCAACCCCCCACUCUAACAGCAUGGUUUAUGACUUAAUGGUGUAUUUUACCUCUAUAAUUAUUUAUCUUUACAUCAGGAUAAGGACUCUGCCCUCUCUCCUACGGAGAUCAAGACUCUCUUUAGUGUGUUUCCCUACAUGCCCUGGGGCGCAGACGUCUACACGGCGGUCUCAACCACAGACGAGGGCUACAUCUCUAAUCAUGGCUACAUGUGUAAAUGGACGUGAGUAAUGACCCUUUUCCCUUUGAAGCUAUCAUGGUAUGUACAGUGAGGGGAAAAAGUAUUUGAUCCCCUGCUGAUUUUGUACGUUUGCCCACUGACAAAGAAAUGAUCAAUCUAUAAUUUUAAUGGUAGGUUUAUUUGAACAGUGAGAGACAGAAUAACAAAAACGAUUUGCAUUUUAAUGAGGGAAAUAAGUAUUUGACCCCUCUGCAAAACAUGACUUAGUACUUGGUGGCAAAACCCUUGUUGGCAAUCACAGAGGUCAGACGUUUCUUGUAGUUGGCCACCAGGAUUGCACACAUCUCAGGAGGGAUUUUGUCCCACUCCUCUUUGCAGAUCUUCUCCAAGUCAUUAAGGUUUCGAGGCUGACGUUUGGCACCUCGAACCUUCAGCUCCCUCCACAGAUUUUCUAUGGGAUUAAGGUCUGGAGACUGGCUAGGCCACUCCAGGACCUUAAUGUGCUUCUUCUUGAGCGACUCCUUUGUUACCUUGGCCGUGUGUUUUGGGUCAUUGUCAUGCUUGAAUACCCAUCCACGACCCAUUGUCAAUGCCCUGGCUGAGGGAAGGAGGUUCUCACCCAAGAUUUGAUGGUACAUGGCCCCGUCCAUCGUCCCUUUGAGGCGGUGAAGUUGUCCUGUCCCCUUAGCAGAAAAACACCCCCAAACCAUAAUGUUUCCACCUCCAUGUUUGACGGUGGGGAUGGUGUUCUUGGGGUCAUAGGCAGCAUUCCUCCUCCUCCAAACACGGCGAGUUGAGUUGAUGCCAAAGAGCUCCAUUUUGGUCUCAUCUGACCACAACACUUUCACCUAGUUCUCCUCUGAAUCAUUCAGAUGUUCAUUGGCAAACUUCAGACGGGCAUGUAUAUGUGCUUUCUUGAGCAGGGGGACCUUGCGGGCGCUGCAGGAUUUCAGUCCUUCACGGCGUAGUGUGUUACCAAUUGUUUUCUUGGUGACUAUGGUCCCAGCUGCCUUGAGAUCAUUGACAAGAUCCUCCCGUGUAGUUCUGGGCUGAUUCCUCACCGUUAUCAUGAUCAUUGCAACUCCACGAGGUGAGAUGUUGCAUGGAGCCCCAGGUCGAGUGAGAUUGACAGUUAUUUUGUGUUUCUUCCAUUUGCGAAUAAUCGCACCAACUGUUGUCACCUUCUCACCAAGCUGCUUGGCGAUGGUCUUGUAGCCCAUUCCAGCCUUGUGUAGGUCUACAAUCUUGUCCCUGACAUCCUUGGAGAGCUCUUUGGUCUUGGCCAUGGUGGAGAGUUUGGAAUCUGAUUGAUUUAUUGCUUCUUUGGACAGGUGUCUUUUAUACAGGUAACAAGCUGAGAUUAGGAGCACUCCCUUUAAGAGUGUGCUCCUAAUCUCAGCUCAUUACCUGUAUAAAAGACACCUGGGAGCCAGAAAUCUUUCUGAUUGAGAGGGGGUCAAAUACUUAUUUCCCUCAUUAAAAUGCAAAUCAAUUUAAAACAUUUUUGACAAGCGUUUUUCUGGAUUUUUUUAUUGUAAUUCUGUCUCUCACUGUUCAAAUAAACCUACCAUUAAAAUUAUAGACUGAUCAUUUCUUUGUCAGUGGGCAAACGUACAAAAUCAGCAGGGGAUCAAAUACUUUUUUCCCUCACUGUAUCUCGGUGCACAUGUCUGUCAAUCAGUGUCAGAUAUGGGGGUAUUUCUGUCUAGAAUUUCAGUAUAAUCAAGUCAGUGAGAGUAAAUUAAUGUGUAAGGGUAUCUAGGUUAGAUCAGUGAUUGUUCCAGUCAUAGAGAUCCUAUUAAAUUGCUUGAAGGGCUAUGUCAUAAACCCUAAAGGUUCCAGAAUGGGGUGAAAAUGGCAGCCAUAUUAGUCAAUGGCAGCCAUAUUGGUCAGGGAGAAAUCCAAACCAUUCUAAUUGGAAUGAAUGGCAGAAGGGGCAUAAUCCUGAUUUUACUUAUGCAGAAAAAUAAAAGUAAGGCAUGUGAUAUAAUAUAAGGCAUGCAAUAUAAUGCCUAUUUUUCACAACAAAAUGACUAGUCAUGCUUAUCGGUCUAUAGGUUAAUUUGCAUAAUUGAGUGGAGUUAAAUUGCCACGUGUGUACAGUAUAUUCGUAUUUAUCACACGCGUACAGCAUACAGAUACAGAGCCCGAAUGGAAAAUGUGUCAGACAGCGUAAGAGCUGCUGCUACAGCAUCUUGUGGUGCUUUCAAGACAACUGGGAACUCAGAAAAAUAAGAGGUCAAAUCAUGACAUCCGUGAUCUUCAGGUCGGAAAGUCUGAGCUCUAGAAAGAGGCCCAAGUUUCCGAGUUGGAAUUCCGAGUUGGAUGACCGUACAAAAUAUUUUUCCCAGUCGGAGCUUGUUUUUUUCCCUAGUUGUCUUGAAUGCACUGAAGUCUGAGAUUUCCGAGUUCCCAGUUGUUUUGAACAAGGCAUUAAAACGGCAACGGAAGGCAUUCUUCAUCAGCGCAUCACACACCACUUUGCAAUGAGCUUGAGGCAGUAUGCAUAAUUCCACUGAAAUAGCUAGCAAGUUUACUAGAUAGCUACAGUAGUUGCCUUGGUAACCAAACAAACAGACUUGCUAGUUUAGCUAACCAAACCAUCCGUCCUAGCUUGCUAUUAAGAAAAUCGAAUUCAACAAUGCCAAAAGUCGAUUUUGAAAACGUUUGCUUUCAAAAGCUGCUCAAAACAUAGAACAUGUAAGAAUGAACUAUAGCCAUUGAAUUCUACCAUGCUAAUAUACUGUGCGCUAUAGGGAAAUAAUGCAUGCUCUAGAAUGCCGUUCAAGCCAAUCACAUGGUAUUCAACAAUGCCAUGGUAUUCAGACCCCUUGACUUUUUCCAAAUUUUUGGUAGAUUACAGACUUAUUCUAAAAUUUAGUAAAAAAAUAAUAAUAAUACAUCUACACACAAUAUCCCAUAAUGACAAAGCAAAAACAGGAUUGUAGAAAUUUCUGCUAAUUUAUUAAAAAUAAAAACUGAAUUUUAACAUUUACAUAAGUAUUCAGACCCUUUACUCAGUACUUUGUUGAAGCACCUUUGGCAGCGAUUACAGCCUCAAGUCUUCUUGGGUAUGACGCUACAAGCUUGGCACACCUGUAUUUGGGGAGUUUCUCCUAUUCUUCUCCGCAGAUCCUCUCAAGCGCUGUCAGGUUGAAUGGGGAGCCUCGCUGCACGGCUAUUUUCAGGUCUCUCCAGAGAUGUUCGAUCGGGUUCAAGUACAGGCUCUGGCUGGGCCACUCAAGGACAAGCCAGUCCUUCGUUGUCUUGGCUGUGUGCUUAGGGUCAUUGUCCUAUUGGAAGGUGAACCUUCGCCCCAAUCUGAGGUCCUGAGCGCUCUGGAGCAGGUUUUCAUCAAGGAUCUCUCUUUACUUUGCUCCGUUCAUCUUUCCCUCGAUCCAGACUAGUCUCCCAGUCCCUGCCGCUGAUAAACAUCCCCACAGCAUGAUGCUGCCACCAACAUACUUCACCGUAGGAAUGAUGUGAUGCCUGGUUUUCUCUAGACGUGACGCUUGGCAUUCAGGCCAAAGAGUUUAAUCUUGGUUUCAUCAGACCAGAGAAUCUUGUUUCUCAUCGUCUGAGAGUCCUUUAGGCUUCCAUCUGGGCACUCUACCAUAAAGGCCUGAUUGGUGGAGUGCUGCAGAGAUGGUUGUCCUUCUGGAAGGUUCUCCCAUCUCAACAGAGGAACUCUGGAGCCCUGUCAGUGUGACCAUCGGAUUCUUGGUCACCUCCCUGACCAAGGCCCUUCUCCCCUGAUUGCUCAGUUUGGCAGGGCAGGCAGCUCUAGGAAGAGUCUUGGUGGUUCCCAAACUUAUUCCAUUUAAGAAUGAUGGAGGCCACUGUGUUCUUGGGGACCUUCAAUGCUGUAGACUUUUCUGAUACCCUUCCCCAGAUCUGUGCCUCCAAACAAUCCUGUCUGAGUUCUAUGGACAAUUCCUUCGACCUCAUGGCUUGGUUUUUGUUCUGACAUGCACUGUCAACUGUGGGACCUUAUAUAGACAGGUGUGUGCCAUUCCAAAGCAUGUCCAAUCAAUUGAAUUUACCACAGGUGGACUCCAAUCAAGUUGUAGAAACAUCUCAAGGAUGAUCAAUGGAAACAGGAUGCACCUGAGCUCAAUUUCGAGUCUCAUAGCAAAGGGUCUGAAUACUUAUGUAAAUAAGGCAUUUCUGUUUUUAUUUUUUAAUACAUUUGCAAAAAUGUCUAAAAACCUGUUUUUGCUUUGUCAUUGUGGGGUAUUGUAUGUAGAUUGAUAAGGGAAAUGUUUUAUUUGAUCCAUUUUAGAAUAAAGCUGUAAUGUAACAAAAUGUGGAAAAAGUGAAGGGGUCUGAAUACUUACCGAAGCACUGUAGUUAUAGUUGAUAAGGAGUGUAAAGAAUUUGAAGUUAGGAUAGCCUGAACGUGAAAGUUGGUUUGGUGUCUCUAGCUCGAACGGUUCAAGAGUUAUGAUUGGUGAGUUAUAUUAUGCAAAUGUUUGUAGUUGAUAGAAGUUUGAAAGAAUUUGAAGUUAGGAUAGCCUGAACGUUUUAAAGUUAGUCUUGAAGCUUAAUUAACCAAGGAGCAGGACCAUUUUGAUUAGCUACUACUGUAUUCCUAUGGUUCUCAUUCAAACCCAUGUUAAUUUAUGCAAAUGUUAAAUGGUUAUAGUUCCAAAAGUAUACAUAGUAUCAAAUAUCCUUUGACAAGCCAUACAAGUUGGACCAGUCUGAACAUCUCAUUGUUGGUUUGGUGUUGAUGGCUUAAACAGUGUAGGAGGAGAUAGGUCUAGAAGUUUAGAUUUGUUUUUACAAUUAAAGUCUAUGGGCCUUUUUUUGCCAUUGAAAUGCAUUGGGAGCUCAUUUAAAUAUUGUUAUAGUUCAAAAAGUAUAAAUGCUAUCAAACAUAUUUGUUUCAAGCAAUUGUUGGGGCAGUCUUGACAUUUGGAAGUUGGUUUCGUGUUAAUCCUUUAGACCCCAAUAGAAUUCUAGAAUGUUGCCGUGUAGCUCAGUUGGUAGAGCAUGGCGCUUGCAACGCCAGGGAUGUGGGUUCGAUUCCCACGGGGGGCCAGUAUGAAAAUGUAUGCACUCACUAACUGUAAGUCGCUCUGGGCUGUCGACGCACACCGUAGGCUUGGUGCGUGGAGUAGGAACGGGCCGAACCGGGCUGACGACGCGCACCACAGACUUGGUGCGGAGAGCAGGAACGGGCCGGACAGGGCUGACGAAACGCACCACAGACUUGGUGCGGAGAACAGGCACGGGCCGUGCCGGACUGACGACGCACCCCACUGGCUUGGUGUGGGGAGCAGGAGCGGGCCGAGCAGGGCUGUCGAAGCGCACCCCUGACUUGGUGCGGGGAGCAGGAACGAGCCGAGCCGGGCUGACGACGCACACCACUGGCUUGGUGUGGGGAGCAGGAGCGGGCCGAGCCGGGCUGUCGAAGCGCACCCCUGACUUGGUGCGGGGAGCAGGAACGGGCCGAUCCGGGCUGACGAAACGCACCACAGACUUGGUGCGGGGAGCAGGAAUGGGCCGGACCGGGCUGGCGACGCGCACCACCGACUUGGUACGGAGAGCAGGAACGGGCCGGACAGGGCUGACGACGCGCACCACAGGCUCGGUGCGAGAGGCAGGAACAGGCCGAACCGUACUGGGGACACACGCCACUGGCCCUAUGCAGGGAUCAGGAACGGGCCGGACCGGACUGGUAAUACACCCCAGUACCUCUCGCCGUGCCUCCACACUUUCCCUCUCCUCUGUGACCAGUGGCCCCCUUAACCUGGCGGCCUCCUCUGCACACCCGCUGGACCGCUCCAUCGCGGCCUCCGGCUGCCCCGUCGUCCACGUUGUGAGCCCCCCCCUAAAAAUUUUCUGGGGUUCUCUCCUCCCCGUGGACCAGGCCUCCCUAGUUCUCGCCAGACUCUCACUCCACUGCUUCAAAGUCCAACCUUUCUGCUCUUCGCUUGGCUGGGCCCAGUUGAGACUCCUACUCCACUGAUCCCAGGUCCAUCCACUCUCCUCUUCACGCUGCUUGGUCCUGUCUUGGUGGUUUCUUCUGUCACGAUCGCUUAAGGAGGAGGACCAAUGCGCAGCGUUGAAUGCGUACAUAUUAUUUAUUAAACAGAUCACCCGAUCAAAACAACGAACGAAACGUGAAGUCCUUCGAUACACACAAACCAAAAGGAACAAGAAACCACAACACAAAGUGAAAAGACCGAUAGUUAAAUAUGGCUCCCAAUCAGAGACAACCAGCUGACACUCGUUGCCUCUGAUUGGGAGUCACUCAGGCCCACAUAGAUAUACAAACAUAGAUUACAUACCCUGGCUCAACAUAACAUAGUCCCCAGAGCCAGGGCGUGACACUUCCAUUGUGUAAAGACACUCACUAUCAGAAAACGAUUAACACUCAACGCAACAAAAAACCCUAAAGUAUUUCAAGUUUUCUUGGAUAACUGUGUGUGCUAUGAUAUGAUACAAUAUCAGUACUUUUGCAUUUACAACUUGUCUAAGUCCUAUCAUCAACUGAUUUCAGCCAGUGUAUGGCUGUGGAUUGACUGCAUUGUUUGAAUAGAAUGUUGGCAUAUUGGCAGUUAAUUAGAAACAUUUAUGGGAUCAUUCCUCUUAAACUGUCUGGCUUGCUAGCUAACAAACAUACAAUGCAGAUUCUUCAAAUUCAUUAUUUGACACAAUAUCUUAUCACAGCACUGGCAAACCAUGGUUGACCAACUCCCUGACCAAAAUGGCUGACCUUUAUCCCAUCAUAAAAAGGUUCAUGUCCGUUUUAGUAUUUGAAUUCCUAAUUCUGUGGUUCCUAUUCUGUUCUCUAUCUUCACUAAUGUGUCUUCCCUUUGUAUACAGGCUUUCAGCAUACCUUGACAUCCAUCGCUGCCUGGAGUACUUGGGAUACCUGGGCUACCCCAUCCUUACUCAGCAGGACUCCCAAACCACUGCAGUCACAGGUGUGUGUCUGCACACAUGUCAACACAUAAACCUAUAAACCUGUAAACUAGAACCUAUAAUCCUAGUGCCGUAGUAAACCUCACUCACUGUAGUUAGAGGAUUAGAACUAUAAUCUGGUUCAGUAUAGGUCCUACAGACAGAAUUAUAUAUAGUUUGUAUGCCUUCUGUGGAUGUACAGUCAUGGUCAAAAGUUUUGAGAAUGACACAACUUUAAUUUUCACAAAGUCUGCUGCCUCAGUUUUUAUGAUGGCAAUUUGCAGAUACUCCAGAAUGUUAUGAAGAGUGAUCAGAUGAAUUGCAAUUAAUUGCAAAGUCCCUCUUUGCCAUGAAAAUGAACUUAAUCCCCCAAAAACAUUUACACUGCAUUUCUGCCCUGCCACAAAAGGACCAGCUGACAUCAUGUCAGUGAUUCUCUCGUUAACACAGGUGAGAGUGUUGACGAGGACAAGACUGGAGAUCACUCUGUCAUGCUGAUUGAGUUAGAAUAACAGACUGGAAGCUUUAAAAGGAGGGUGGUGCUUGAAAUCAUUGUUCUUCCAUGGUUACCUGCAAGGAAACACGUGCCGUCAUCAUUGCUUUGCACAAAAAGGGCUUCACGGGCAAGGAUAUUGCUGCUAGUAAGAUUGCACCUAAAUCAACCAUUUAUCGGAUCAUCAAUAACUUCAAGGAGAGAGGUUCAAUUGUUGUGAAGAAGGCAUCAGGGCGCCCAAGAAAGUCCAGCAAGCGCCAGGACCGUCUCCUAAAGGUGAUUCAGCUGCGGAAUCGGGGCACCACCAGUGCAGAACUUGCUCAGGAAUGGCAGCAGGCAGGUGUGAGUGCAUCUGCCAUCAGUCAGGAUGUGGCCCAGAAGUUAAUUGACAGCAUGCUAGGGCAGAUUGCAGAGGUCUUGAAAAAGAAGGGUCAACACUGCAAAUAUUGACUCUUUGCAUAAACUUAAUGUAAUUGUCAAGAAAAGCCUUUGACACUUAUGGAAUGCUUGUAAUUAUACUUCAGUAUACCAUAGUAACAUCUGACAAAAAUAUCUAAAAACACUGAAGCAGCAAACUUUGUGAAGAGCAAUACUUGUGUCAUUCUCAAAACUUUCGACCACGACUGUACAAUGACUCUGAAAGUUUAACUUUGAAUAUGCAGUUUGACUGGUGUGGAGACUGAAUGUGUGGUUUAGUUAGUAUAUGGGCUGCUAGCACAGAAUUUACACAUUUGAGGAUAUCAAUAAUAAUGCCAUAGUCGCAUCCUUCAAUUGGUCAAUUAACCUCAAUGUCACGAUCGUCUUCAAAAUGAGCGGACCAAGGCGCAGCGUGAUAAGCGUACAUACUUUAUUAUGUAAAGCGCACACACGAAAACGAAACAAAACACGAUCGUAACGUCCUCAGUGACUACUACUGAACAGGAACACGUAACAUAGAACAAUGGAACAAAAACCCACAACCACAAAGUGAAAACACACAGUUUAAAUAUGGCUCCCAAUCAGAGAUAACGAGCCGACAGCUGACACUCGUUACCUCCGAUUGGGAGUCAUUGACCAAAUAAGGAAACAUACCAAAACCAAACACAACAAAUGAAACACACCCAUCCCCAACACCACCAAAUGAAAUACACCCUGGCUCAACAAACAGUCCCGGAGCCAGAGUGUGACAGUACCCCCCCCCCAAAGGCGCGGACUCCGACCGCGCCUAACCCAAAAAAUGGGGAGGGCUGGGUGGGUGUUGCUCCUCGGAGGCGGCUCUGGCACUGGUCGUGGUCCCCACCCCACCAUAGUCACUACCCGCUUUAGUAGCCUCCUCCAUUUGACCACCCUACAACCUAACCCACCUGGAUUAAGGGGCAGCACCGGACUAAGAGGCAGCACCGGACUAAGGGGCAGCACCGGACUAAGGGACAGCACCAGGAUAAGGAGCAGCACCGAGCUAAGGGGCAGCACCGGACUAAGGGGCAGCACCAGGAUAAGGAGCAACACCGAGCUAAGGGGCAGCACCGGACUAAAUGGCGGAUCCUGGCUGGCUGGCUCUGGUGGAUCCUGGCUGGCUGGCGGAUCCUGGCUGGACGGCUCUGGCGGAUCCCGGCUGGACGGCUCUGGCGGAUCCCGGCUGGACGGCUCUGGCGGAUCCCGGCUGGACGGCUCUGGCGGAUCCCGGCUGGACGGCUCUGGCGGAUCCCGGCUGGACGGCUCUGGCGGAUCCCGGCUGGACGGCUCUGGCGGAUCCCGGCUGGACGGCUCUGGCGGAUCCCGGCUGGACGGCUCUGGCGGAUCCUGGCUGGACGGCUCAUGGCUGGCUGACGGAUCUGGCUGCCCAUGGCUGGCUGACGGAUCUGGCUGCUCAUGGCUGGCUGACGGAGCUGGCUGCUCAUGGCUGGCUGACGGAUCUGGCUGCUCAUGGCUGGCUGACGGAUCUGGCUGCUCAUGGCUGGCUGACGGAUCUGGCUGCUCAUGGCUGGCUAACGGAUCUGGCUGCUCAUGGCUGGCUGACGGAUCUGGCUGCUCAUGGCUGGCUGACGGAUCUGGCUGCUCAUGGCUGGCUGACGGAUCUGGCUGCUCAUGGCUGGCUGACGGAUCUGGCUGCUCAUGGCUGGCUGACGGAUCCUGGGGACGCACACAAGGCCUAGUGCGUGGUGCCGGAACUGGUGGUCCGGGGCUGAGGACACGCAUCUCAGGGCUAGUGCGGGGAGCAGCAACAGGACGCACAGGACUCUGGAGACACACAGGAGGCUUGGUGCGAAUAGCCGGAACGGGCUGGACCAGGCUGGCGACUCGCACCCCUGGUUUGGUGCGAGUGGCAGGAACAGGCCGGGCCGGGCUGGCGACGCACACCGUAGGUUUCCUACGUGACGCAGGGACAGGCCGGGCUGGGCUGGCGACGCACACCGUAGGCUUCGUACGUGGCGCAGGAACAGGCCGGGCUGGGCUGGCGACGCACACCGUAGGCUUCCUACGUGGCGCAGGGACAGGCCGGGCUGGGCUGGCGACGCACACCGUAGGCUUCGUACGUGGCGCAGGAACAGGCCGGGCUGGGCUGGCGACGCACACCGUAGGCUUCCUACGUGGCGCAGGGACAGGCCGGGCUGGGCUGGCGACGCACACCAUAGGCUUCGUACGUGGCGCAGGAACAGGCCGGGCUGGCGACGCACACCGUGGGCUUGACGCGUGGAGUAGACACAGGCCGGUCCGUACUGGGAACACACACCACUGGCCUUAACCGGGGCUCAGGAACGGGCCGGACCGGACUGGUAACACACUUCAGUCUCUCACGCCGUGCCACAACAACUUCCCUCCCUCUACUCGCCAAUGGCUCCCGUACUCCGGUAGCCUUCUCUCCACGUCUACCUGUGGCAGCCUCCUGCUGCCCAGCCGCCCAAGCCAUGUGCCCCCCCCAAAAAAUUUAUUGGGGUUGCCUCUCGUCCUUCCGACGAUGGCCCUGCCGACGCCGUUGCUCCUCUCUCCGUCGCCUCUCCACAGUUUCGCUCCAUGGACGGCGAUCCAUCCCAUCCAGGAUCUCCUCCCAAGUCCAGGACCCUUUUCCGUCCAAAAUCUCCUCCCAUGUCCAGACCCUAGGCUCCUGGACACGCUGCUUGGUCCUUUGAUGGUGGGUUUUUCUGUCACGAUCGUCUUCAAAAUGAGCGGACCAAGGCGCAGCGUGAUAAGCGUACAUACUUUAUUAUGUAAAGCGCACACACGAAAACGAAACAAAACACGAUCGUAACGUCCUCAGUGACUACUACUGAACAGGAACACGUAACAUAGAACAAUGGAACAAAAACCCACAACCACAAAGUGAAAACACACAGUUUAAAUAUGGCUCCCAAUCAGAGAUAACGAGCCGACAGCUGACACUCGUUACCUCCGAUUGGGAGUCAUUGACCAAAUAAGGAAACAUACCAAAACCAAACACAACAAAUGAAACACACCCAUCCCCAACACCACCAAAUGAAAUACACCCUGGCUCAACAAACAGUCCCGGAGCCAGAGUGUGACACUCAACCGACCUCCCAGUGAAAUCUAAUGGGAUUGUUUGAAGCUAAAACCUGCAUCCACAAGGGUGCUUAAGGAACGCUGGUUGUGUGUGUGUGUGUGUGUGUGUGUGUGUGUGUGUGUGUGUGUGUGUGUGUGUAAAAUUGAGGGCGUGGCUGCAUGCUGUAGCAGGAUUAGGGUAGGGUGAUGUAAUGUAAGAGUCUCAUUGGCGCUAAUGCUCUCACACACACUCAGCCUGUGCGGCGGAGGUGAGCAGGUUUAGCUGACCCUGCUAUAAAUGUGGGAGUGGGCCAAAAGCUCAAAUGAUUCCAAAACUCCCAAGGUUACUCUUAACUCCACCACCUUAGAUCAGAUUUUGCAUUCCCCUACAUUAACCAAGGGGAAAUAUGAUUGUUUUAAAUGCUUUGAUAGUACUUCAUCUUAUUAAUCAACGGUUCCCUGUCCCUGCUAUGUGUCUGUCUGUUUGUUGGUGUGUGUGUGUGUGUGUGUGUGUGUUGUGUGUGUUGGUGCUGUCCGUAUGUGUGUGGCUCUGCAGUGACGCGGGAGAAGGCCGUGGACCUGGAGAAGGGCCAGACUCAGCGGUCAGUGUUCCUAUGUAAAGUGAUUGGACCGCGGGGGACUGGGAAGUCUGCGUUCCUCCAGGUCUUCCUUGGCCGAAACACAGUGGUACGGUCGUCACACUAUUGUUUGCCUAAAUAUUAUUUUGACUAAAUAGCGAUACAGAAUUCCUUGAGGAACUGUUUAGUACUUUACUCUUCAUUGUAAGACCAUUCUGCAUUAUUAAUAUGAUGUGUUCGAGCUGAGAAAUAAUGUUGAAAACCUACCUUAACUACAAGCAUUACUACAGCUAAUGAUGAGGGUAACGGUCUGUGUGUUUAUUUCAGCGAGAGGAGCAUUCCACCGGUGCCUUUUCCUUCUACACCAUAAACACUGUCCAAGUUAGCAACCAGGAGAAGUUCCUCAUCGUGAGUACAUCAACUCUGACCCCUGACCUUUGGUAGAGUAAAGUAGCCUCACCUCCCAUCUGUCGUCUUUCCCUGGCAGCUCUACGAGGUGGACGUGGAAACUGAGUUCCUAAAGGCGUCGGAUGCGGCGUGCGACGUAGCAUGUCUCAUGUAUGACACAAACGACCCCCACUCCUUCGACUACUGUGGCAGUAUAUACAAGGUGAGCAGCAUCUCAUGUCUGCUUCAGAGCUUCUCUGGUUUUCACAAAGGAACAGAAUGUAUUUCAAUGAAAUGAUCAGGAAUCUGUUCUUCAAUGUUCUUUACUCUUCUUCUGUCCUUCCCUCUUUCUCUUCACCACACCCCAUUUCUCUUCAUCCACAUAUAUCUAUGUCUUAUCUGUAGCAACACUACAUGGACAGCAGUAUUCCCUGUGUAGUGGUGGCCUCCAAGGCAGACCUCCCCGAGGUGAGACAGCUCCACGGGAUGACCCCGGCAGAGUUCUGCUACAAACACCGGCUGCCUCCGCCACUCCCCUUUUCCGGCCUGUCCCUGGACUCCACCAGCAAGAACAUCUACACCAAGCUGGCCUGGGCCGCCAUGUUCCCGUACGCAUUAGUACACUGACUGUCACAUUUGGCUAACAGUUAUCUCUGUUUAUCACCAUUUCAUCUAUAGUUUGGCGUUUCAGUGUUGAGAAACUAGAAAUUCAUGUCACUUUUUAGUUUAUACUCUGUAGUGGUCUGUACCUUUAUGCUGUUUCAUUUGUCAGUUCAUUGAUUACUUUGUCUCCCCCCCACAGACACCUGAACGACUCCGACAUAAGCAACACCUCCUUCUGGCUGAGUGUGACGCUAGGAGCAGCAGUGGUCACAGUCCUAGGCUUCGCCUUCUACAGAGCUUUCGCCCGACAUAAAUAA